Molecule: messenger RNA, 3806 nt
Organism: Dunckerocampus dactyliophorus (ringed pipefish)
Lineage: Eukaryota; Metazoa; Chordata; Actinopteri; Syngnathiformes; Syngnathidae
Product: germ cell-specific gene 1-like protein
Exons: 6
Coding region: 600-1817 (405 amino acids)
Cellular component (GO): plasma membrane
Source: RefSeq, a predicted model, not a curated record
GGCACUCCACACGGAGACAAAGACGCCCGUCUCAUCCGCCAAACCCGGUGGGAUUAAGACGGAUUACAAGCCCCUGAGGUGGCCUUGAGGCUCAAUCCGCCCCCGAGGAAGCGCAGGAGCGGGCGGGUCCUGCCGUGAUUAAUUGCGGCGAGUGGCGGAUAAGAUUUAGACGUUUAUCUUCAUCCCUGGGAAGACACGGCGGUCACAGAUGUGAGCGUCAGGAUGGGCUAGACCGGGCGUUCCGUCAGGCCGGAAUGUGCCGGAAGACCCGUGUUCUUCCCGCUCCAACGUCUGGGCCACACAUCUGGAUCUUUGAGUGAUUAAAUCUUCAUCUUUCUCCGAGCCGCCGACCCCUGACCUCCGCUCAUCCAGUGUUCUCCUUCCGCAGGCCACGCCCCCUUCCCGCCGUCGUUCCCCUUUGACCUUCGCUCCACUUCUCAAACCUCCCUAAUCCCCUUUCCUCGCUACUCUCCGCGCCCGCAUCCCCCAUGUCGGCCAUGUCAUCAACACGUCUCUCCCGCCCUCGCUCUGAUUCGUUGUAGCACGAAGACCACCGCCCACGCCAUCCAUCGCCUCGUUCAGGACCGCCGCCGGCCGCCAUGUUGGAGCACAUGUCCAGACGCAACCGCUCACUGCUGUCACUGUCGCUGACCUCGCUGGCGCUCACCUUGUCCGUGUCGGCCUUCUGCACGUCCUACUGGUGCGAGGGCACCCACAAGGUGGUCAAGCCGCUCUGCCUGUCACCCGUCAAGAUGAAGAACUGCGGCCAGAACAACAGCCAGCCCUACACCACAGAGGCCCCCACGCCGGACCCCAAGAACCCGCCCUCCAACGUGACGCUGACGCCCAUGCAGAAGGAGGAGCUGGCCGUCGUCAGGAGGAAGCAGCUGGCCAACGCCGUCCACUACAUCUGGGAGACGGGCGAGGACAAGUACAUGCUGCGCUACUUCCACACCGGCUUCUGGCUGUCCUGUGAGAAGCACAACGAAGGUGACGACCAGGAAGAAAAGUGUCGCAGCUUCAUCGAGCUGACUCCGGGAGAGACUCAAGGCGUCCUGUGGCUGUCGGUCAUCAGCGAGUUCAUGUACAUCGGCCUGCUGGCCACGGGCUUCCUGCUCAUGUGGGUGGAGGCCAUCUGCCUGUGUGCCAAGAGGGAGAUGAACGCCCUCAAGAUCAACGCCUUCGCCGCCAUGUGCACCGUGCUGUCAGGUCUGAUGGGCAUGGUGGCCCACAUGAUGUACACCACCGUCUUUCAGAUGACCGUCAGCAUCGGCCCCAAAGACUGGAGACCUCAGACGUGGGACUACAGCUGGUCCUUUGCCAUGGCGUGGCUGUCAUUCAGCUGCUGCAUGGCGGCCGCCGUGGCCACGCUCAACUCUUACACCAAGACCAUCAUCGAGAUGAAGCACCGCGCCCGCUUGCGGCUGGAGGAGGCUCGCGCCGCCGCCAGCGCCCCCUCCUAUGAGGAGGUGGUCCGAGCCGGCGGCGGGGUCUACUCCGUCAGCCAGCUGAUCCAGCUGGGCCAGCAGGGGGCACUUAUGGACCCCCUGUGGCCAAGAGGGGUGGGUCCGGCCGUCGGUCCGCUGGCCUGUGGCGUGGAGGGGGCGCUCCUCGUCGGUGGCGGAGGGAUUGGAGUCGCAGGGAUGGGAGCUGUCGGAGUGGGGCCAGGGGGACACUUAGGGGGGCGGCCUCUGGGGGACCCUCACGGUGUGGUCGUGGUGGAAGGAUGCUGCAUCGACGGCUGUGAGGACUGCGAGCGGGAGCUGGACGAAAUGGACUACGCCCUGCGGGAGGAGAGAGAGGACUCGCUUUGCUAACGCGUCUCCAGACUGCUGACACCUUCUGGCUUGGAGGGGUACUGCGUCUCUUGCAGGCUAGCAACAAACAAGCUAGCUGCUUUGCUGCAAACAUGCUAGCUAGCUGCUUUUUAGCAAACAAGCUGGCAGCAAACAAGCAUUAUAGCAAAAAAUCUUGCCGUUUUGUAGCAAACCUGCUAGCUUCUUUGUAGUAAACAUGUUAGCGAGCUGCUUUGCAGCGAACAAGCUUGUAGUAAACAGGCUAGCCGCAUUAUAGAAAAAAAACUCACCGCUUUGUUGCAAACGUGCUAUCCAGCAGCUUUGUAGUGAACAAGCCAGUAGCACACAAGCUAGCUGCUUUACAGCAAAAAAGCUUGCCGCUUUGGAGCUAACAUGCUAGCAUAUAGCUGCUUUGUAGCACGCUCACAUGAGACGAGAUGAGGUGAGUUGUCACUGCUGGAUGACGUUUGUUCUGACCCACUCCUGUUGUGGGGAGUAUGUACCGUAUCUUUGGAAAUUUCUAUUGAUGGAUUGAAGCAUCCUGUGGCGCUCCUACUUCCUCAGGAAUCCACUGCCGUGAGGUAGAAAGAGUGACAGUGAUUCCUUAAUCUGCAUUAAAGGGCUACCGUGUGAGAGUUGACAUGUGCUAGCGCUGCUGUACAUAGAAGCUAUCCAUGCCUGCUUGCUCCUGUUUGUUUUGUCAUCUAUGUCAGGGAUUCAAGCGCAGGAAGGCAAAGAAUAAAACAUAUUUUCUCUCUACAGAGCGAGCACGCAAUAGUCUCUUGUGUAAUUUGAGGAUUUGUCCAAGUUGCAGUGUUUUAAUGAAAGAAUGGAAGCUUUGGACCUGAGACAGAUGCUCUGCACAAGCUUAUGGGAAUAAUCUGCACACAGCUCGUGAUUGACAGAUCAACAAGGUCGCCGUGCGCUAUGUGGCCACUAAUUACGCAGGAGGUGCAAUUAUACAAGACUUUACGUAACAAGAAAAAAAGGGUUAAUGUGCUCCACCAGCAGGUGGAAACCAGGAAAUGAGACAAAAGGAAUCUGUUGGACGUCGCCAUCUGGAGGGACACCCGCAAAGGUCAAGGAACAAAGAAGAAACGCAAACCUGUCUGUCUGCACUUUCCAAUCCUCUUAAAAUGUCAAGACGUCACUCAGACGUCACGCGGUUGGACUCAGGUCACCUCAUUAGGUACACCGGCUCAUGGGGAGAAGCUGCUGCAGUAAAAACCCCGAAGGAGGACUCCUGAUUGCCGAGUGGAAUAUUUCCAUAGUUACACUCACCUUUACACACCUACACUCACCUUUACACGUCUUUACUCACCUUUACACGCCUACACUCACCUUUACACACCUACACUCACCUUUACACGUCUUUACUCACCUUUACACGCCUACACUCACCUUUACACACCUACACUCACCUUUACACACCUACACUCACCUUUACACGCCUACACUCACCUUUACACACCUACACACACCUUUACACGCCUACACUCACCUUUACACACCUAUACUCACCUUUACACGCCUACACUCACCUUUACACACCUACACUCACCUUUACACACCUAUACUCACCUUUACACGCCUACACUCACCUUUACACACCUACACACACCUUUACACGCCUACACUCACCUUUACACACCUAUACUCACCUUUACACACCUACACUCACCUUUACACACCUAUACUCACCUUUACACGCCUACACUCACCUUUACACGCCUACACUCACCUUUACACGCCUACACUCACCUUUACACACCUAUACUCACCUUUACACGCCUACACUCACCUUUACACACCUAUACUCACCUUUACAGGUCUAUACUCACCUUUACACUGUAGAUGUACUGUUAGUGUACUGUCAGUGUAGUGUAGAUGUACUGUAAGUGUACUGUAAGUGUACUGUAGAUGUACUGUAGAUGUACUGUAAGUGUACUGUAAGUGUACUGUAGAUGUACUGUAGAUGUACUGUAAGUGUACUGUAUGUGUACUGUAAGU